Molecule: messenger RNA, 534 nt
Organism: Rhododendron vialii
Lineage: Eukaryota; Viridiplantae; Streptophyta; Magnoliopsida; Ericales; Ericaceae
Exons: 2
Coding region: 91-417 (108 amino acids)
Source: RefSeq, a predicted model, not a curated record
AUCCUUCAUUCCUUGUAGUCCGGUUCUUGUAACUUCAGACGUUGGAGAGAGAGAGAGAGAGAGAGAGAGAGAGAGAGAGAGAGAGAGAGAAUGUUUGAGCACAUAACAACAAUUGAAUUGGCAGGAUACGGGGUGGGCGCCUUCCUCUUGUGUGCCACCAUCUCUGCCCCCAAAAUCGACUCCCUCAUUUCUACUUCCCAGCGAAGCUCAAUGGGAAUGUGCAAAAGAUGUGGUGAUCUGAAGAUGAUAGCAUGCUCGGGAUGUAAAGGAUUAGGACUAAUCAAAGAAGGUGGACCAUUCAACAUUAUUCCAGUCGAUAACGUUUAUCAGUCGAAGAUGAGAUCCAUAGGGUGCACCAAAUGUCAAUCUAGAGGGAGCUUCAGCUGUCCUGAAUGCGCUAACCUUAGCGAGAAUUGAUAACAUCUCUUUGCACUUUUGUACCAUCGAAUAUAAUAACAUUUUGCUUUUCUGUUCCAGAAGAUACAUGCAAGUUAAAAAUGUGAUACCACUGUUUUAUAUGCAAUCUUUAUAAUC